This is a messenger RNA of Aspergillus nidulans FGSC A4, 609 nucleotides long. RefSeq names its product cytochrome b5-like heme/steroid binding domain-containing protein. The transcript is spliced from 3 exons. NCBI's taxonomy places the organism in Eukaryota, Fungi, Ascomycota, Eurotiomycetes, Eurotiales, Aspergillaceae. The coding region runs from base 1 to 609 and encodes 202 amino acids. The record is from RefSeq and is a predicted model, not a curated record.
AUGGGCUGGUUAACUCUCCGCAGCCGCACCAACAAUCAAUAUCGCGACUUGAAAACGAACCCAGUAUCGGCGUCUGUGUCAGCAUCAGAGAAGACCGGCGCCUACAGCGAGCAUACCGAGAACAUCGCCAUCGAGAAUUCAAUAAACACGCAAUUACAACCUCAGUUGAAAGUAACCCCCUCAUCCUCAUUCCUUGGCCAAACCUAUCCGUUCCACUCCACCACUCCCGACUCCGAGCUCCCCUACAUCGACUCCUCGAUCAUUUCUCUCGUUGAGCAACAUUGGAACAAAGCCACAACCACAGAUUCAGCUCGAGCAAGAGAACAGCUGCCAGCCUGGAUUGUAAUCGAUAACAUCGUCUACGACUGCACGGCUUUCCAGCACUCGCAUCCAGGCGGACCCGUCGUGAUCCGCUCGUUCGUGGGGCAAGACUGCUCGUGGCAGUUCUGGCGGUUUCACGGCAGGGAACAUAUGAUGAAGUUUGGGAAGUCGUUGAGGAUUGGCAAGACGAGUGGGAUAAGAAAUCGGUUCGCUGAGCCGCCGAGAUACUGCAGGUGGAGAGGUAGUAAUACGAUAGUCAAUGUUAGAACUAUGCCUCGAAGUACUUAA